Brassica rapa (field mustard) is the source of this 4341-nucleotide messenger RNA. RefSeq names its product ABC transporter B family member 20. The record is from RefSeq and is a predicted model, not a curated record. NCBI's taxonomy places the organism in Eukaryota, Viridiplantae, Streptophyta, Magnoliopsida, Brassicales, Brassicaceae. Gene Ontology annotation, molecular function: ATP hydrolysis activity; ATP binding; ABC-type transporter activity. Gene Ontology annotation, cellular component: plasma membrane. Gene Ontology annotation, biological process: transmembrane transport.
AUGAUGAUCUCUCGAGGCUUAUUCGGAUGGUCUCCGCCUCAUAUGCAACCACUAACCCCAGUCUCCGAGGUCUCCGAGCCUCCCGAGUCUCCCUCUCCCUAUCCCGACCCAAGCGAGACCGGCGGUACAGCCACCGCGGCGCAGGCGGAGGACGACGACGAGAUGGAGGAGGAGCCCGACGAGGCCGAGCCACCUCCCGCUGCUGUUCCUUUCUCUCAGCUCUUCGCUUGCGCCGAUUGUUUCGAUUGGGUGCUUAUGAUCCUCGGCUCGGUGGCUGCCGCCGCCCACGGCUCCGCGCUUAUCGUCUACUUGCACUACUUCGCGAAGAUCGUUGAGGUCCUUGCUUUCUCCGGUGCGAGAUCCGAGGAUCAGUAUGACCGACUCGUUGAGCUUUCUUUGACUAUUGUGUACAUCGCGGGGGGUGUUUUCGUUUCUGGUUGGAUUGAGGUCUCGUGCUGGAUACUGACUGGAGAGAGGCAGACCGCUGUGAUCAGGUCAAAGUAUGUCCAAGUACUGUUGAAUCAGGAUAUGAGUUUCUUUGAUACGUAUGGUAACAAUGGGGAUAUUGUGAGCCAAGUGCUGAGCGAUGUUUUGCUCAUUCAGUCAGCUUUGAGCGAGAAAGUAGGGAAUUAUAUUCAUAACAUGGCUACGUUUAUCAGUGGACUUGUUAUUGGAUUUGUCAACUGCUGGGAGAUUGCGCUCAUUACACUAGCCACUGGUCCUUUCAUCGUUGCUGCAGGAGGUAUAUCGAAUAUAUUUCUCCACAGGCUUGCUGAGAACAUACAAGAUGCGUAUGCUGAAGCAGCCGGCAUUGCUGAACAGGCGAUCUCGUACAUUAGGACUUUAUAUGCCUUUACAAAUGAAACUCUUGCCAAACAUGCAUAUGCAACCUCCCUUCAAGCAACACUUAGAUACGGUAUAUUGAUUAGUCUUGUGCAAGGCCUUGGUCUUGGAUUCACUUAUGGGCUUGCUAUAUGCUCGUGUGCGCUGCAACUUUGGAUUGGACGAUUCUUUGUUACCAGUGGAAGAGCAAAUGGUGGAGAAAUUUUAGCAGCUCUUUUUGCUGUUAUUCUAAGUGGCCUGGGUUUGAAUCAAGCUGCUACAAACUUCUAUUCGUUUGAUCAAGGAAGGAUUGCUGCGUAUAGACUGUUUGAGAUGAUAAGUCCUUCAUCCUCUGUGGCUAACCAAGAGGGAGCUGUGCUGGCUUCUGUUCAAGGAAAUAUCGAGUUCCGGAAUGUGUAUUUCAGCUAUUUGUCACGACCUGAGAUUCCAAUCUUGAGUGGAUUUUACCUAACUGUUCCUGCUAAAAAAGCAGUUGCACUUGUUGGUAGAAAUGGUUCUGGAAAAAGCAGCAUUAUUCCUUUAAUGGAACGGUUUUAUGAUCCGACAUUAGGAGAAGUACUUCUUGAUGGGGAAAAUAUUAAAAAUCUAAAACUGGAGUGGCUGAGAAGCCAGAUAGGCCUGGUUACACAGGAGCCUGCUCUGCUAAGCUUGAGCAUAAGAGAGAAUAUUGCAUAUGGUCGUGAUGCUACUCUUGAUCAGAUAGAGGAGGCAGCUAAAAUUGCGCAUGCACACACGUUUAUCAGCUCGCUUGAAAAAGGAUAUGAAACUCAGGUAGGGAGAGCCGGUUUAGUAAUGACAGAGGAGCAGAAAAUAAAACUUUCAAUCGCUAGAGCUGUGCUUUUAAAUCCUACAAUUCUUCUGCUUGAUGAAGUAACUGGGGGACUAGAUUUCGAAGCUGAAAGAAUUGUUCAGGAAGCUCUUGAUCUUCUGAUGUUGGGGCGCUCAACCAUAAUAAUUGCCCGACAGCUAAGCUUGAUUAAAAAUGCUGACUAUAUUGCCGUGAUGGAGGAGGGCCAGCUAGUUGAAAUGGGUACACACGAUGAAUUGAUAAAUCUUGGUGGGCUGUAUGCUGAGCUUCUGAAGUGUGAAGAAGCAACAAAGCUUCCGCGAAGGAUGCCAGUUCGGAACUACAAGGAGUCUGCAGUAUUUCAGAUUGAGAGGGACUCUUCAGCUGGCUGUGGCGUCCAAGAGCCAUCAUCACCCAAAAUGAUCAAGUCUCCAUCUCUUCAAAGAGGUAAUGGCGUGUUCCGUCCCCAGGAUCUGUGUUUUAAUACUGAAGAAUCACCUAAUGAUCAUAACCCUGCUGCACCUGAGAAAUUGGGGGAAAAUGGCUUGCCUCUGGACGAUGCUGACAAAGAGCCAACUAUGAAAAGGCAAGAUAGUUUCGAGAUGAGGUUACCAGAGCUUCCUAAAAUCGACGUCCACGGUCCACAGCAUAAAUCAAACGACUCAGAUCCAGAGUCCCCUGUUUCACCCCUUUUGACUUCAGAUCCCAAAAACGAGCGUUCCCAUUCUCAGACGUUUAGCCGUCCUCUUAGUUCGUCUGAUGACACUAAAGCAAAUGGUAAGGAUGCUCAACACAAGGAGUCACCUUCGUUUUGGAGGUUGGCACAGCUUAGUUUCCCAGAGUGGCUUUAUGCUCUAUUAGGGAGUGUGGGUGCUGCCGUAUUUGGUUCCUUCAAUCCUCUUCUGGCUUAUGUCAUGGCGUUGGUAGUCACGGAAUAUUAUAAGAGCAAAGGAGGCCACCUGCGCGAGCAGGUUGACAAAUGGUGUUUGAUCCUUGCCGCCAUGGGGAUAGUGACAGUUUUUGCCAAUUUCUUGCAGCAUUUCUACUUUGGUAUAAUGGGGGAGAAAACGACUGAGAGAGUUCGGAGGAUGAUGUUCUCAGCAAUGCUGCGUAACGAAGUUGGAUGGUUCGAUCAUGAAGAGAACAGUCCAGAUACGUUAUCCAUGCGUUUAGCAAAUGAUGCUACUUUUGUCCGAGCUGCCUUCAGCAACAGGCUUUCGAUAUUUAUUCAAGAUAGUUUUGCUGUUAUUGUUGCUCUUCUUAUUGGGUUGCUGCUUGGUUGGCGUUUGGCCCUUGUUGCAUUAGCAACUCUGCCAAUACUCUCUCUUUCUGCCAUUGCUCAGAAACUGUGGCUUUCUGGAUUCUCGAAAGGCAUCCAGGAGAUGCAUAGAAAGGCAUCCUUAGUCCUCGAGGACGCUGUUAGAAACAUCUACACUGUUGUUGCCUUCUGUGCUGGUAACAAGGUGAUGGAACUCUACAGGAUGCAACUCCAGAGGAUACUCAGACAAAGCUUUUUACACGGGAUGGCUAUCGGUUUUGCGUUUGGUUUCUCACAGUUCCUUCUCUUCGCCUGCAACGCCCUCCUCCUAUGGUGCACUGCGCUAUCUGUUAAACGCGGGUACAUGAAAUUACCCACAGCUAUAACGGAAUACAUGGUCUUCUCUUUCGCUACGUUUGCCCUUGUGGAGCCAUUUGGAUUAGCACCUUACAUCCUCAAGCGACGCAAGUCUCUCAUAUCAGUAUUUGAAAUCAUAGAUCGAGUCCCAACGAUUGAACCAGAUGACAACUCUGCUCUCAAGCCGCCUAAUGUCUACGGAAGCAUUGAACUGAAAAACAUCGACUUCUGCUACCCAUCUCGACCCGAAGUGUUGGUGUUGAGCAACUUCAGUCUCAAAGUCAAUGGGGGGCAAACUUUAGCUGUGGUUGGCGUCUCAGGUUCUGGUAAAAGCACAAUAAUCUCACUCGUGGAGAGAUACUACGACCCAGUUGCUGGUCAAGUCCUACUAGACGGGCGUGACUUAAAGCUAUAUAACUUGAGAUGGUUGAGAAGUCACAUGGGUCUGGUCCAGCAAGAGCCCAUAAUCUUUUCCACAACCAUCAGAGACAAUAUCAUAUACGCAAGGCAUAAAGCGAGCGAAGCUGAGAUGAAGGAAGCAGCGAGAAUAGCAAACGCUCAUCAUUUCAUCAGUAGCUUACCUCACGGCUACGACACACAUGUGGGGAUGAGAGGUGUGGAACUUACCCCAGGACAGAAACAGAGAAUAGCGAUAGCACGUGUAGUGCUGAAGAACGCUCCCAUCAUCUUGAUAGAUGAAGGAAGCUCGUCUAUCGAAUCUGAAUCAAGCCGGGUCGUGCAGGAAGCUCUUGACACGUUGAUAAUGGGGAAUAAAACGACAAUUCUUAUAGCGCAUAGAGCUGCUAUGAUGAGGCAUGUUGAUAACAUUGUGGUUCUCAAUGGAGGGAGAAUAGUGGAGGAAGGUACGCAUGAUGCGCUAGCAGCUAAGAAUGGAUUGUACGUCCGUCUAAUGCUACCACACUUCGGUAAAGGUCUACGCCAACAUCGACUUAUAUAGCAAAUAGGGCUUGUAGAUGUAGAUUUCCACGAUGAUGAAGCUUCUUUCUCCAAGGUAUAUCGAUUGUGUGUGCUAGAUUGUUAUCGGAAGACAAUGUAUGUAAAGAAAAUGUGUAAAUGUAUUCACUUAUUAGUAUUA